GCCUGGGCUCGCGGCGGGCCGCGGGGGAGCCAGGAGACCGCGCCGGGCAGCGGAUGAGGCGCGGAGGCUGUGGCCCAGGGCACCUCCCCCCGGCUUCCCCAAACCCUGCCCGGUCAGACCCGAGGGGGAGGAUGGAAACAUCGGCCGAACUCUGAGCCCCUCAGGAAGAUAACACCCUUCCCGCCCAGUCGCCCUGCGGUCCAGCGGAGGCCACCGACCCUUUCCCUCCAAGUCUCCAUCUCCCCGAGCCGGACCGAGCGGAAAAACCAGCGAUGGCGGACACCCUGAGGAAACUGGUCUCCAACGAUUUUUUACGAACCAUGUACGAGAACCUGGAGCGCUGGCAGAGGGAUUACAACACCAACUCAUGUGAUCAGAAUCUAAGUUUUUGCCUGGAAUUCAUUGAACAAGUUGCCAAGAUGCAGGGACAACUCUUUGGAAUCCUUACUACAACAGCUCAAGAAGGAGGACGGUAUGACGGUGUGGAAGUAAUCAAAUCACGCCUUUUGCCUUGGCUGGAGACCGCCUUUACUGCUGCUUCCUUGGGAAAACCUAUUGACAGCAAGGUCCCCUCUCUGCAGGACACGUUUGAAAGGGAGAGACAGAAAGAGGCUCGAGAUCGGGAGAUGAAACAAUUAGAAGUGGAGCUGAGCUCAACUCAUAAUCAAAUCAACCAGAUUCAAGACGAUCUGCCUGACUCUCCAAAGACUCUUGAAGCAACCAAGAACAGAUCAUCUAUAUCCCUUUUGGCUGCAGAGGAGGAAAUAAAUCAGCUAAAAAAGCAGCUUAAAUCUCUUCAAUCCCAGGAGGAUUCCCGCCUCAGAGGCUCAGCGCUUAGAGCGACUGUGCAAAAGAGCUCAGAGCGAGGUGUGGAGCCCAGAGGUGUGGAGUCCAGAGGCCCGGAGAAGAGGACCUCGGAGUUGAGGCGGUCAGAGCAUCGCAGCUCAGAAAAGCGCAGCGGCUUGGACAAGCGCAUCUCUGGCUUGGACAAGCGUGACCGUGACCGUGACCGUGACCGUGACCGGUGUGACCCCGAAGUGAUAUCCGAUUAUGAGAAGCAGGUCCGCUCGCUGAAGGACGAGAUCGCUGCUCUGACGGCCGAAAAGUCUGCCCUCCAAGAAAGGUCCGCCCGGAGCCAGUCUCCCAGCCCGGUCGCUCGCAGCUGCAGCCCGGUCGCUCGCAGCCGCAGCCCAGGCGCCCGCAGCCCCAGCCGCAGCCGCAGCCCCAGUCGCAGCCGCAGUCACAGUCGCAGAGGCAGCCGCAGCGAAAGCCGCAGCCGCAGUCACAGCCGCAGCCGCAGUCGCAGAGGCAGCCGCAGCCGCAGCCCCAGCCGCAGCCGGUCGGGCAGCCCCUCCAACGCGAUGGUGAAGAUCAGGACGCCGUCCCCGAACCGCGCCAAGGUGUCCAGUGCGGCGCGCAAGGCCGCGCUCCUGUCCCGGUUCAGCGACGCCUACUCCCAGGCCCGCCUGGACGCGCAGUGCCUGCUGCGGCAGUGCAUCGACAACGCCGAGACCGUGCAGCGCAUCAUCUACAUCGCCACCGUGGAGGCAUUCCAUGUAGCUAAAAUGGCGUUCAGACAUUUCAAGAUCCGCGUAAGGAAAUCUUUGACACCGUCUUAUAUGGGGGCGAAUGAUUUUGAGGAUGCCGUCACGGAUUAUAUAAUUUGUCACCUUGAUCUAUACGAUUCCCAAAACAGUGUCAACGACGUGAUUCGAGCCAUGAAUGUCAACCCCAAGAUUUCAUUCCCUCCGGAAGUUGAUUUUUGCCUCCUCAGUAACUUCAUCCAGGAGAUAUGUUGCAUUGCCUUUGCGAUGCAGACUUUAGAGCCACCCCUAGAUAUUGCAUUUGGGGCCGAUGGAGAAAUGUUUAAUGAUUGCAAGUACCGUCGCAGCUAUGACUCGGAUUUCACGGCACCCUUGGUCUUCUAUCACGUGUGGCCUGCCCUCAUGGAGAAUGACAUCGUUGUUAUGAAGGGGGAAGCUGUCACCAAGAGAGGGGCUUUUUGGAAUUCUGUGAGACCGCUAAGCCGGAGUCGAAGCAGGAGUUUAAGUCCCAUCUGCCCCCGUAGCCGUAUUGGUAUGAGCCUGAUAUCUCGAAGCCGGAGUCCUUCUCCAAUAAGAUGUGCACUGCCAAGGUAUUAAACCACCAGGCGUGUUCCUCUGCCACAGCACAUCACCUGCACCAGCGCAUCUGCACCAGCCCGCCUCCCUGACGCCCACCUGCCUCCCUGGCGCCCACCAGCCU
Myotis lucifugus (little brown bat) is the source of this 2244-nucleotide messenger RNA. RefSeq names its product spermatogenesis associated 18 (gene SPATA18). Bases 273 to 2141 code for a protein of 622 amino acids. The transcript has 13 exons. Lineage: Eukaryota; Metazoa; Chordata; Mammalia; Chiroptera; Vespertilionidae. Gene Ontology annotation, cellular component: mitochondrial outer membrane. Gene Ontology annotation, biological process: mitochondrial protein catabolic process; mitophagy by internal vacuole formation. The record is from RefSeq and is a predicted model, not a curated record.